This is a messenger RNA of Tachysurus vachellii, 1541 nucleotides long. RefSeq names its product UDP-galactose-4-epimerase (gene gale). Gene Ontology annotation, molecular function: UDP-glucose 4-epimerase activity. The transcript has 11 exons. Gene Ontology annotation, cellular component: cytosol. The record is from RefSeq and is a predicted model, not a curated record. Bases 155 to 1204 code for a protein of 349 amino acids. Lineage: Eukaryota; Metazoa; Chordata; Actinopteri; Siluriformes; Bagridae. Gene Ontology annotation, biological process: beta-D-galactose catabolic process via UDP-galactose, Leloir pathway.
GGGAAAGGAGGCGUGUCCUUCGUCAAUACGGGUGCGGAAGAAAUAAGACUGAAUAAACUUAAGAGCUGCUUAUUACCUGAUUCCUGUUAACGUUUUCGGAGGUUUCACGUUGAUACUUAUCCGUGUUUUUCAGCUUUAAAGCUUGGCUGCCAGCAUGGCACAGAAGGUGCUUGUGACAGGGGGAGCAGGUUAUAUUGGCAGUCACUGUGUGGUGGAGCUGAUCGAGGCGGGGUAUCAGCCUGUCGUCAUCGACAACUUCAGCAAUGCUGUUCGAGGAGAAAACGGUGUCCCUGAGAGUCUCCGCAGGGUCGAGAAGUUUCUGAACUCCAAGAUCGAGUUUCAGGAGCUGGACCUGCUGGAUAAACCAGGCCUGGAGAAAAUAUUCAACCAGCACUCGUUCUACGCCGUGAUGCACUUUGCCGGGCUGAAAGCUGUGGGAGAAUCGGUGGAACAGCCGCUACGCUACUACAGGGUGAAUCUCACCGGUACCAUCAACCUGCUGGAGGUGAUGCAAGCCCAUGGGGUACACAAUAUAGUGUUCAGUAGCUCAGCGACGGUGUACGGCGAUCCUCAGAAACUCCCCAUCGACGAGCAGCACCCAGCCGGAGGCUGCACAAACCCUUACGGCAAAACCAAGUUCUUCAUCGAGGAGAUGAUCCGGGAUCAGUGCGAUGCAGAAAAGGACUGGAAUGCCGUGUUGCUCAGGUACUUCAACCCCAUCGGUGCUCACGUCUCAGGCCAGAUCGGUGAAGAUCCACAGGGAAUCCCAAACAACCUUCUACCAUAUGUUGCCCAGGUGGCCAUUGGGAGACGAAAACAUCUCAACGUCUUUGGAAAUGACUACAAGACGAUCGAUGGAACAGGAGUGAGAGACUACAUUCAUGUCGUGGACUUGGCAAAGGGACACAUCGCAGCCCUGAAGAAGCUGAAGGAUAACUGUGGCUGCAAGGUGUAUAACCUGGGAACAGGUACCGGCUACUCUGUGUUACAGAUGGUGAAGGCUAUGGAGAAGGCUUCAGGAAGAGAAAUUGCAUAUGAGAUCGCCCCCCGGAGGGGCGGAGACAUCGCCUCAUGCUACGCAGACCCUCGUCUGGCAGAGAAGGAGCUCGGCUGGAAGGCUGAUUUUGGCCUAGAGAGGAUGUGUGAAGACUUGUGGCGCUGGCAAUCCCAGAAUCCUACGGGCUUCGCUAACGCCACAGGGUAAGGAAACGAAAAUACGCAGACGUGACGACCAGCUGAAACGAAUCCCAACUGAAGCAAAGCCAUAAACCUCCUUUUCUAUUAUAAAUAAAUAAAUAUAUACACACCUUGAUUCAACUUGAAGAAACCUCAUGACACUGCGGAUGCAUUUCUGAACAAUUCUGUGCUAUUUCUAUGUGUUUACAUUAUUAGCAAGCCGACGUCUUGUUAGCUCGGUUUAGAACGUUAGCAUUCCUCAAAGUUAUUUCUAAUCGAAAUAAACUGGGCCAAAUUUAACUUUCUGUUUGUACCUGGACAUGUCGGACUAUAAAGAUUAAAUGAAAUCUUUUGUUUUUUGAAAA